Molecule: messenger RNA, 378 nt
Organism: Wallemia mellicola CBS 633.66
Lineage: Eukaryota; Fungi; Basidiomycota; Wallemiomycetes; Wallemiales; Wallemiaceae
Exons: 1
Coding region: 1-378 (125 amino acids)
Source: RefSeq, a predicted model, not a curated record
AUGCCUUCCUGGAUAAAUGCUGAAAUUCCACCAGAUAGUCUGUCUCGUCUGCUUGAGGCACUCCUCGCAAAAACGAUUCCAAUCACUUCACACGAAAAAACUCAAGUUGGCGUUGCAUCUAGUAUGAAAGAAGCAUUUGCUAGACACGCUUACAUUAUUUUACACACUUACGCGCAAGGUAACACAUCCUCUGCGUCAUUCUAUCCCGCAAACAUUCGUGUCGGCUUACAACCUGGUUUAUUCGCACUUUGCGAAUGCGUCGAUACGCAUCGCGAGCGCGAAUUCAUGCUUAGUGGACUCACAGAUGAAGGUGCACGAAGCGUUAUCAAGACACUCUGGAAAGAGUAUGAUAGCCAGAAGUAUGUCGGUAUGUCAUAG